AUGAUCAUAUUCUGAAAGCAGCAGCCAUAGCUAGCGCGUGUGUUUUUGUAUUUGUAUCGCGGUGCACCGUGGGCCGGGCGAAAGCCAAGAUGGCGGCAGCCGUGUUUGGCGAACGCGUUUCAAGUAUAUAUUCGGUUUAGAUCACAUAAAUGGCUCGAUUUAAACGCACAGUAAGUUCUUACACUGUGAUUUCCUAGUUCGCACAAUUCACCAACCAUUCAAUUGUUAUUGAAUGAUGUCCAUUUGACGAGACACGACACACAAGAUUCUUGGGAGGAAAAAAAGUGUCUCGUGCACUGUCAUAGUCAGCAUCUUCAACUACACAGUAAAGAUAAUUAUUCAUCGUCGGUGUUUCAUCGAGAUAUCGUGUUUACCUUCUUCUGUAAUCGCAAGGAGUUUAAAGGAAUCUUCUGUCAUGUCAACUAAAAGGGAUAAGGACGCAAUGAAUGAAGAUAGCAGCAGUGAUGAAGAUGAAGAUCCCGAUAACAUGGGUGUACCUGGUGGUGGUAAAGAUCUUGCCACUGCUACUGGAAUUGCAAAUAUUAAAGAUGAGAAGCCUGCAGAUGCACCAUCUAAUGUUAUGGCUAAAGGACAAGGAGCAUUAAAUAUGUUAAAUCAGAAGUUUGGUAAUAAAAUCCCUGGUGGAUUGGUAACUAAAACAGCAACACCUGGUUAUGAAAUGGUACGUGUAGGAGGAUCACAAGGUACACCACCUGGUUUUGUUAAUGCAAACCAAUUAGGUCAAUUAGGUCAAUUAGGUCAGUUAGCUGCUGCUGGUGGACCAUAUUUUCCACCAGGGUUAGCAACUCUUGCAGGUUUCAAUCCUGCAGCCUUUUUUCCACCAAACAUGGAUAUGAGCUUAAUGAGUGGUUUUAUGGGUAUGCCUGGAAUGAACAUGGGAGUUAAUCCUCUUGUACAAUUGUUAAACCAAAAUGGUUUACACCCAAAUUGGCCAGCUGGACUAUCAGGCAAAGGUAUGGCUCAAUUAUGGAUGAAUUCUGGAGAUCCUGCAAAAAUGAAUAUACAACCAACUAUACCAGAAGAAGAAGAAGUGGAUGAUGAAGAUAUGGGUGUUGCGGAAACAUAUUCUGAUUAUAUGCCAACCAAACUUAAGCUCGGACGAAAGCAUCCAGAUCCUGUCGUGGAAACCGCAUCAUUAUCUAGUGUUGAACCAACAGAUGUUUGGUACAAACUUUCGAUUCCUGAAGAAACGAUACGAACUGGAGCUUUAUCCGCGUUGCAACUUGAAUCAAUAACAUAUGCGUCCCAACAGCACGAACAUCUCUUACCAGAUAGUACGCGUGCUGGUUUUCUUAUCGGUGAUGGUGCAGGAGUCGGCAAAGGACGAACUAUAGCUGGAAUUAUAUUUGAAAAUUAUUUGAAAGGAAGAAAACGUGCUAUUUGGGUAUCAGUUUCAAAUGACCUUAAAUAUGAUGCUGAACGUGAUUUAAACGAUAUCGGUGCAUCAAAAAUUGAGGUUCAUGCUUUAAACAAAUUUAAGUACGCAAAAAUUUCGUCGGCAGUAAAUGGCAACGUAAAGAAAGGAGUAAUAUUUAGUACAUAUUCAGCUCUAAUUGGAGAAUCUUCUCAAAGUGGUGGAAAGUAUAAGAGUCGAUUGAAACAGCUUUUACAAUGGUGUGGUGAAGAUUUUGAUGGAUUAAUUAUUUUUGAUGAAUGUCAUCGGGCUAAAAAUUUAUGUCCUACAGGAAGUUCAAAACCUACAAAAACAGGUUUAACAGUCUUAGAGUUGCAGAAUAAGCUUCCCAAAGCUAGAGUAGUAUAUGCCAGUGCUACGGGUGCUUCUGAGCCCCGUAAUAUGGCCUAUAUGGUUCGAUUAGGUAUGUGGGGUGAAGGAACACCAUUUCCUGAAUUCAAUGAUUUUAUUACCGCUGUGGAAAAGCGUGGAGUUGGUGUAAUGGAAAUUGUAGCAAUGGACAUGAAACUUCGAGGCAUGUACAUCGCUCGACAACUUAGUUUUCAUGGUGUAGCUUUUAAAAUAGAAGAAGUACCAUUAUCCAAAGAAUUUACUGACAUCUAUGAUCGUUCCGUUCGUCUUUGGGUUGAAGCAAUGCAUAGGUUUCAAGAAUCAGCAGAAUUGUUAGAUGCUGAAAAUCGUAUGAAAAAAACUAUGUGGGGACAAUUCUGGUCAUCCCAUCAACGUUUCUUUAAAUAUCUGUGCAUUGCAGCUAAAGUGAAACAUGCUGUAGCAGUUGCACGAGAAGCCGUGAAAUGUGGAAAAUGCGUAGUUAUCGGUUUACAAUCUACUGGUGAAGCUCGUACGUUGGAACAAUUGGAACGCGAUGAUGGUGAAUUAAGCGAUUUCGUUUCCACUGCAAAAGGAGUGCUUCAAACAUUAGUAGAAAAACAUUUUCCAGCAUCAGAUCGUAAUCACAUACAACGAGUUCUUGGUAUUGAACCAUCGAAAAUGCAAAGAUUAGACGAUCUCGAUGAUAUUGAUGGUGCAGGUGGUUCUGCAAGUGGAAGUAAAAGAAAACCAAUACGACAGGCUGCUCAACGGGCUUCAAAAAGAGUUCGUACAUUUCCGUCUGAUGACGAUUUUACGGAUGACGAAAGAAAUGGUGGACAUAGUUCUGGCUCAGAAUAUAAGCAAAGUGGUAGUGAGAGCGAGGAUGAUCACAAGACCGAUGAGGAGAGCAAUAUCACUUCAGAUUCUUCUUUUAAUUACAGUGAAUCAGACUCUGAUUCAGGUGAUGGAAGGCGAAGGAAGAAGGGCGCUAAAAAACAAAAAAAACCAGUGAAGAAACAGCGGUAUAUAUUUCAUGUUCUUAAAAAUAUUUCCAAGUUAUAUAUAUUUAUAAAUUAUUUAGGUCCAAUGGGAGCUGGAACAACACGUAAUCGAGCACCAUCAAGAGAUGCCGUAGAACGUGCUUAUACUAUGAAGAAAGAAUUAUUAUCGCAAAUUGAAGAAUUGGGAGAACGAUUGCCACCAAAUACUUUAGAUCAAUUAAUCGAUGAGUUUGGUGGACCAGAAAAUGUGGCUGAAAUGACUGGCAGGAAAGGACGAGUUGUUCAAACAGAAGAUGGUACUAUUCAAUAUGAAUCCAGAUCUGAAGUGGAUGUACCAUUAGAAACUCUUAAUUUAACUGAGAAACAGAGAUUUAUGGAUGGUGAAAAAACAGUAGCUAUUAUCUCAGAAGCAGCUAGUAGUGGUAUAUCAUUACAAAGUGAUAGGCGAGCGAGAAAUCAGAUGCGACGUGUGCAUAUCACUCUUGAAUUACCAUGGAGCGCAGACAGAGCAAUACAGCAGUUCGGACGAACACAUCGUUCUAAUCAAGUAAAUGCGCCGGAAUACAUAUUUCUUAUUUCGGAUUUGGCUGGUGAACGACGAUUUGCAUCUAUUGUUGCAAAACGUCUUGAAAGUCUCGGAGCUCUCACGCAUGGUGAUAGAAGGGCUACAGAAACUAGAGAUCUCUCACAAUUCAAUAUUGAUAACAAAUAUGGUCGUGCAGCACUUGAAGCAACAAUGAGAACUAUAAUGAAAUAUGAACCACCGCUUGUACCACCACCACAAGAUUAUCAAGGAGACUUCUUUAAGGAUGUAGCUGACGCAUUAGUUGGUGUUGGUUUAAUUUGUAAUAGCGAGAGUACGCCAGGUGUACUUACAUUGGAUAAAGAUUAUAACAAUAUGUCAAAAUUUUUAAAUCGUAUUCUUGGUAUGCCAGUUGAUUUACAAAAUCGAUUAUUUAAAUAUUUCACUGAUACUUUAAACGCAAUUGUCACACAAGCAAAAAAAACUGGUCGUUUUGAUAUGGGUAUUCUUGAUCUUGGUACAUCUGGUGAGAAUGUAAAACGAGUUAAAUUGUAUCGUUUUCUGCGGAAACAUGCUACUGGAAAGGCACCAACUGAACUUCAUGUUGUUCAUGUCGAACGUGGAAUGAAUUGGGCUGAAUCGAUGGACAAAUGUUCUGAAUUAACAGGAUCCAAGGAAGGAUUCUAUUUGAGUCAUCAGAUUCGUAAUGGAAAGCAAACUGCAAUUCUUGCAGUUUUAGUGGAUACUGGAAAAAAGAAAUCUGAGAGUAAAAAAGAUCAACUAUAUAUGGUUUAUAGACCCAAUACAGGAUUACAAUUAAGACAAGAAACUCUAGGUGAAUUAGAGAAAAAAUAUAAGAAAGUAUCUUCAGAUGAAGCAGAACCACAUUGGUCACAACAAUACGAAGCAUCUGUAGAUACAUGUUCACACGCUUAUUGGCGUGGCAAUUGUAAAAAUGCAACUCUUGGUAUGGAUUGUGAGGUUGGACUUCGAAGACGUUCCUAUAAUGUAUUAUCAGGUUCGGUAUUAAGCGUAUGGAGUCGAGUUGAAAGCAUUCUUGCGACACGUUCUGCUCAUAAUACUAAAAUGCAAGUUGUACGCUUACGAACUGAUGAAGGUUUAAAAAUAGUUGGUACUCUUAUUCCGAAAUCAUGUAUGGAAAUAUUACGUCAAGAAUUAUCAUCUGAUGCUGAAAAUACUGAAGAACUUACAUUUUGAACAUUUCAUUAAUUCGCUUUUAUAGAACAGGACCAAAAGAAGCGAUUAAUAUGAAUAUAACAUGGACAAAUCCCUCUUCCUAAGUCUUGCGACAAAAUUCAGUAAAGAAGAGGGUGCAUUUGCAAAUGCACGGCAAA
Molecule: messenger RNA, 4626 nt
Organism: Apis dorsata (giant honeybee)
Lineage: Eukaryota; Metazoa; Arthropoda; Insecta; Hymenoptera; Apidae
Gene: sno
Product: protein strawberry notch-like
Biological process (GO): regulation of DNA-templated transcription
Cellular component (GO): nucleus
Molecular function (GO): chromatin DNA binding; histone binding
Source: RefSeq, a predicted model, not a curated record